CAGAGUUAGUCGGCGCGAGCGCAAUUUUAAAGUCAGGUGCUUCACUUGUAUUCAAUUGAGAAAAUUCAUUUCUGUUUUAUUCGUAAACCUAUGAACAGUUCUAUAAUUUUUUAUAUUUAGUUAAUGUGAUAUUCUUUGAAUAGUUUAUUUAUUAUACGAUUCGUAAGGUUGAAAGGGUUAUGUGCAUACAGUGAACUAAACAUUCAGCAUUCCUUUUAAAUAAUUAUUAUUUAUUUCGAGAAGUGUUCAGUGUUUAUACCCAUCAUUUGUUUGUAUAAGUAUAAUUAUUACAUUCGCAAUAAAUAACAUUUUCUUUAUCGAAAUUAUUUUAAAGUCAGCGAUGAAAGUUUUACUAUUAAAGGUGUUGAAAAUUAAAUUUUCCGCAUUAAAAAUGUAAUGCAAUUAUUUUGGGUGAAUGAGAUGUCCUCAUUAGCACUAUGAGCUAGAACCGGGCGGGGUAACGCAGCCAUGACUCCGUAGAAUAUGCCCCGCCGCAAGCGCCGGCUCGCGUCGCGCAUCCGCAACUACGUGAGGAGUCUCCUCGCCUUCCUGUUCUCCAACGUUGGCGUUGUGGUGUUGGUCGUCGCUUACACUAUCGCUGGCGCUUUCAUGUUCCAAGCGAUAGAAGGAGCGAGCGAGAUUGAGAGAGUAAACAACAUGGCGCGGGAAAGGGAUAGCACAGCCCAAUAUUUGUGGCAAAAUGUUACGCUUACCUUCAAUUUGUUCAACGAGACUGCUCUGAAAGAAAGUAUAAACAUCGAGCUGAAAAGUUACCAAGGGAAAAUAGUAAAGGCAGUGCGUCGAGGCUGGGAUGGUGGAAGAUCGUCGAGACAGUGGAGUUUCUCUUCAGCUUUCUUGUACUCUCUUACUGUGAUCACUACUAUAGGCUACGGUCACCUGAGUCCUCGAACUAGUUGGGGAAAGAUCAUGACCGUCUUCUACGCUCUUCUGGGAAUGCCUCUCUUUUUGCUGUACCUCAGUAACGUUGGUGAACUAUUGGCCAGUUGGUUUAAAUGCAUAUAUGCGUUGGUGUGCCUGUGCCGGGGAUGCCCUGGCUUUUCGAGGAGACGCGUGGUCCAUAUUCGGACUAUACAGUAUGAAACGAGCGAAGCGGAGAGUAUAGAGAGACCGAGAGAGUGGAGAGAGUGCAUAGACUCUGACGUCACUCCUGACUACAGGAUACCACCGUACGCUCCCGACCCGAGGAGAGCUUACUUGCGGAGUGUAUCCAUGCCGCAGCCGUAUUCCCCUCGCUGUCGUCCCGAAGUCCGCGGCUGGUCCGAACCGGUACAUCAUGACAGCCCCGCUCUAAGCGACUUCAGCUAUGUCACGUUUGACGCGCAGUCUAUUACUGUGCCGAUCUCCGUGUGCGUUGCUUUUAUGGUUGGAUACAUAAUGUUCGGGUCGAUGAUCUUCGGUCUUUGGGAGAAGUGGGACCAAUUAGACGGCGCUUACUUUUGCUUUAUAUCUUUGAGCAGUAUUGGGUUCGGUGAUUUCGUGCCCGGUGAGCGAGUGUACACACCUCGCAUAGAGACCUCCUUCAUAGUGUGCUCGCUGUACUUGAUGCUGGGGAUGGCGCUGGUAGCCAUGUGCUUCAACCUCAUGCAGGAGCAAGUUAUACACUACUACGCUGGACUGAAGAGAGCAUUGAGACGCAUAUGUAGAUGUAAAAGAUGACGUCAAAAUGUAUUGCAUACCUAGCUAUACUUAGUUUAUUAGAAAAGUAUUAAUUAAAAAAUGUCUUCACGCCUUUUUUAACGGCUAAGCAGACAUUGUGAAAUUUUAGGCGUUAUUUUAAGACCAGCAAAGUUGACUCACCUAGAUUUGGGAAGUCUCAAGGUGAUCCUUCUUGCCUAGGAUAAGUCAAGCGUGGAAACUUUUCUUCCCAGUUAUUUUUGCACUUUUGGGCGUACGUCCAACGUCCAACGUCCAACGACCAACGUCCAACGUCCAACGUCGUUGUUUCCAGGUUGGGUGGAAGGGAGUAUCGCUGCAAUAAUCUCGCUUUGGCAUCAAAUUACAACUCUAAUCGCUUAACUCCACAGUUAAGUAAAUAUUACUUAGAGUGCUGGCGGUAUUAUCGUUGUGAUAUCUGUGAAGAUGUGAUUUUCUUAAAAAAUAAGUUUAGGUACAUCAAAAUCUUGAAAAUUAAAAUUGCCUAAAUCAAUGUAUUUGUAAUAUAAUGUAUAUUAUCUUCUAUGUUUAUUACCAGCAGUGGCGUAGCUAGGUAACCAAGUGCAAAUAAAAAAAUGGGGCCUCCACUACUAAGUCGGUUUUUUUUAGUAAUGCUAAGAUAUCUUUUAAUCAGCUCUUUUUCGUGUACUGCAGGUAAUAAAAAUAUUAAACAGUAACGACGUAAAUUACAAUUAAUACUUAAUGUAGGUAUUGGACAAAAAAAUGAAAUAGAAAAGAUUAAAGGGUUUAUUUACGUUGCCAUGAUUAAAGUCGGGUUGCAACCUGUCAUAUUUAUUUUAAAAAUUAUCUGACGCAGCACGGUUUCACCCACGUGGUUCUUGUUCCCGUAAAAAUAUGGGGAUAAUACACAGCCUUCCUCGAUAAAUGGGCUAUCUAACACUGAAAGAUUUUUUUUAAAUCGGACCUGUAGUUUCUAAGAUUAGUACGUUCAAUCAAACAAACAAACAAACUCUUCAACAUAUUAGUAUAGGUGAGAGAAAUUUUCGAAAGUUCAGUUUGAUCAAGAAUUUCUGGUAAGGAUUUGAGGACCCCCUGAGUUUGAGGGUCCCAAGCUACGCCACUGAUUACCAUAUAUCUAUGUAUUAGUCUUAGUUUAUGUAAAAUAAAUGUAAGUACUUCGGAUGGUAUAAUUUAUUUUUAUUGUGCUCUACCCAUUGCUAGAAGGAUGGUAUAAAGCUGUGAUCGAUUCAUAUGUUAACAGUACGUCGUAUUUCAAAGAAUUGAAUAUCGGGAUUUUAAACGUUUGUAGGAUAAGCCGAGGAUUCG
Molecule: messenger RNA, 2961 nt
Organism: Bicyclus anynana (squinting bush brown)
Lineage: Eukaryota; Metazoa; Arthropoda; Insecta; Lepidoptera; Nymphalidae
Gene: sand
Product: potassium channel subfamily K member 15-like
Exons: 11
Coding region: 484-1677 (397 amino acids)
Biological process (GO): potassium ion transmembrane transport; stabilization of membrane potential
Cellular component (GO): membrane
Molecular function (GO): potassium ion leak channel activity
Source: RefSeq, a predicted model, not a curated record